Messenger RNA from Oldenlandia corymbosa var. corymbosa, 672 nucleotides. NCBI's taxonomy places the organism in Eukaryota, Viridiplantae, Streptophyta, Magnoliopsida, Gentianales, Rubiaceae. The record is from the annotation of a GenBank genome assembly.
AUGGAUAAACAUAUGAACGUUCAUUUCAAAAAUCCAGCCGUGUUGUACAUAGUGUUGUUGGGGUUGCUAAUCAUCAAUUCUUCACUCUUGUCUGGAGCUGAUCCUACCGAUGGCUUCACAAAUGUGCCUUUGACGGAAGAUAAUAUCGCCAUCCAGCGGCCGUACAACGUCCCAUUGGACGAGCGUUACAGCUUCGAGGACGGGAUCCGCAAGCUUUGGGUGUAUGCCGAUGACAAAUCGCAUAGCCCUGGUAGCGGCACACAGCCGCGAACUGAAGUCCGGAUCCAUGGGCAUGACUAUACAUCUGGAGUGUGGCAAUUUGAAGGUUAUGGAUUUGUACCCAAUGGAACAACCGGAGCAACCAUAACCCAAAUACAUGGGGCUGAACACGAUUCGUCGACGAUAAUACUGAGGAUUUACGAUGGUGAUAUUAGGUACUACAGCGGCCAAGUGAUAGCGACCGGUAUGUAUGAUAGGUGGUUCCGUGUCAAUCUGAUCCAUGAUGUCGACGGAGGCACCGUGACGGUUUACAUUGACGGUGAACAGAAGUUUCAGACACAAGAUCGUGGUCGAGCUCAAUUUUACUUCAAGUGCGGAGUUUAUGCUGCAUUAAGAGACAUCAGUUAUUACAUGGAAUCACGGUGGAGGGAUAUCAAAAUCUACCGGAAGUGA